AUCACAACAAUGUAUCGGAUAAAUUAUUUUUUUCUUUGUCCGCAUCAAAAAAUUUUUUAUUGCUAUAUUGUUAUCACUCAUAUCUUUACAAAGUACAUUAUUCGAUAGAUAUAAAAUAGAUUAUACAUAUAUAGAGUGCUUAAAAAACUUAUACGUUAUUAGCAUAACAUUAAACAAUUAUCGAGUGUGUCAAUGGAGAAAUAGAAAAAAUUUACUUUCUUCGAUAUGAAUAAUUUUAAAAUAAAAAUAAUAGGGUUUUUUUUAUUAAAUGCCGUGUCUUUGGUUAUUUCCGAUCAGUUGGAGAGUGGGCGAGUGUCCGAAGAACGGAACAAAAUAUUUAGCGAACAUGGCUGCAAAGAAGGAGAAUGUGAAAUUAUUGAUAUAAAAUUACCACGCAGACACAAACGAUCGGUCGACUCAACGAUAUAUCUUCCAAUUAAAGCAUUUGGCCGUGAAAUAAAUUUAAAACUUCGUCAAUCCAAUGGAAUUCUCGUCGGACCAAAUACUCCUGUUUAUUUAGCACACUCUGCCACAAACAUUGAGAAACGAUUAGGAUACUUUAGUUUUAAUAUGCGAUCACAACUUUAUAAAGACGAAGAACAUCUAGCAGCAUUCACAAUAGAUGAUUCCGCGGAUGGGUCACCUCAAAUAAAAUUUGGAUUCAUUGGCUCUGAAAAUUUAGUUAUUGAUCGAUUACAUCAGAAUUCUAAUAGUUCUGAAGAUGAUAAUCCUUAUUUAGCUAGAUGUUCACUUCAAGAAAUCUAUGAUGGAAUUUCAUGGCUACUUGGCAUUGGAAGUGGUAAAUCACAUCCACAAAGACCGAAUAUACCGAUCCCCGAUAUAAUUUAUCCGGAAAUAUUAGUGAUCGUCGAUCAUUCUAUUUACAGUCGUUACAAGGAUCAAAGUAUAUUUAAGUAUAUUUUACAAUUUUGGAGCGGAGUUGAUUCAAUAUAUCGCCAAUUAAAAAAUCCUCAAUACAAAUUGAGUAUCGCUGGUGUUGUCAUUGCUCAGAAUGAAAAUACCUUGCCAUUUUUGAAUCCAUCAUCAGCAUUGUUUUCAGGAGAACGAUUAAUAAGCUAUAACUCGGCAUUAUCGGGAAUGACCUCAUGGUUAAAAAAAGCAAAAUCUUCGAUUCCUUAUAGUAGUUAUGACGCUCAUAUUAUCAUGGCCCCGUAUACCGAUGGUGUUAUUGCGAGAAGUAUGACUAUUGGACUCGCAGCCAGGCCAAGUGCUUGCUCUGCUGCAAUAUUUGAGAAACCACUAGGAGGAAUCAUUUAUGAGCCUUAUAAUUUCAAUGGUAUUGUUACCGGUGCGCAUGAGCUCGGCCAUAUAUUGGGCGCCGAUGAUGAUGAUCAGGGUAAGUGUGGUUACAAUAACGUAAUGGCACCUGCAAAAAACGAGUUACAAAGGACGACUUGGUCACAGUGUUCGAUAAAUGAUUUCCAUGUAACUCUUCAGACAUAUGAUUUUUCGUGCAUGUACAAUGAGCCUGAUCUGGGGUACAAUAAUUUUGAAAAUAAUUAUUUAUUAAGUGACAAUGAACCUCUUCAUUAUAAUCAUAAUAAUAAUAAUCUAAGACCAGAAGAGUUUCACGUAGAGAUAGAUAAUGGUGAUAAAUUGGAAGUUAGUUUCAAUGACUUUUUACCUUACAGACAAAUUAAGAUCUUUUAUAGGAAAAAUAAAUUAACAGUAACCCAACGAAAUACGGGCAAAGAAACGAUUUAUUCAAGUAAUAAUAGAAAAAAUUUUAAAAAAUGUGUUCUCGAUAACCUGAACGUGACAAUAAAUCCGUCUAAAAUAAAUUCAUCUGAAGUAAUAAGUAUUUACCAUGAAAAAAAUAGAAUUUAUGUUUACCAGGGCAGUAAACCUGAAUGUUAUAGGGUUGAUGAACGUCGCAUACCCGAUGUACCUAAAAAUAAUGUGGAUAAUAAACCCGAUCUACACUUGUCGGUAGAAGAUGAUGAUAUAAUUUAUGUACAAAAAGCAGAUUUCAACGUUAACAAGUUGGUAGGGAUAUAUUAUCGUGAUAAUAAAUUAUUUAUAUCCCAACGUGAUUCACCGAAAAAUUUUAAUUCUUAUGAUGAGACUGUAGCAAUUGACUUGCAAUAUGUCGGGUCUGAUAAAACUAAAAUUUUUCUUGAUCCGAAGAAAAUAGAUCCUAAGAAAGAAAUUUGUAUGCAACAUGAUGAUAAUUCUAUUUAUAUUUAUCAAGAUAGAAAACCUGAUUUAAGUUUACGUGAAAAUAAACCUGACGAAAUUAAAUAUUUGCCCGAAGGUUUGAGUCCCAAUGUCGGGGAGAGAAAACCUACAGCUAAAAAUAUUAAUGACUCGUUUGCUUCUGAUAUUAUUAAUGAUAAUAAUAGAAUACCUGUGCCUGAAAUCACUAACAAAAUGCCUCAAUCUGAUGAAGAGAAAUCUAAACCUGUUAUAGACAUUACUUUUGAUUCUGGAGAAACGCUUAGCAUAGGACCAUCUGAAUUCGAUGAAAGAAAGCUAUUUUUUAUACUAUUUGAAAAUAAUCUGAUGAAAGUUACACAAAUAGGUGCACCUAGAGAACCUUAUUCGUAUGGAAGGAAUCUUGAUGAGUUAAGUACAAUAACAUCUGAUAAAUAUAAAUUGUUAGCACAUCCAACUGCAUUCUCGUCACAAGUUGAACUAAAAGUACGACAUGAAAAUGGUAAAAUAUAUUUUUGGAUUGGAAUUGAUGAGUUACCGAGUGUUAAUAUAGAAUCGCCUAAUGCUGUUGAGGCUGUGGAAAAAGAAAGUGUAAUUUGGGAAGUUCAAAAGAACAUGCUUUUGAUACCUGAAAUUUUUGAAAGUGGAAAAAUACAUGUUUUAUAUCCAAGAGUAUUUAACAAAUUGAAAUUGGUAUCAAUAGCACUUGAUGACAAUCAUAAACUUAAAAUAACACAAAAAGGUACACCUCUUGAAGACAGAACGUAUAUACCAAGGAAAUACAAUAAUUUUGAAAUUAAGACAUCGGAUAGAAAUACAUUGUUACUACAUCCAAAAAAAGUUAACCCUUAUAAAUAUCUUCAUAUAAAACAUGACAAUGGAUUAAUAUACGUUUCGUCCGGUACUCUCGAACAUCCAUUCGAUAAUACUAAUGUAUCUGAAAUUAUUGAAGUUAUUGAACCGAAUCCUAAAGUAUAUGCUGCACCUGGUCCUAUUGACAAGACACCUAAACUCGGAGAUAGGCCAUCAGCGCCAAAAUUUACUGGACCUGACCCUGGUUACAAACAACCUAUCCACAAUAACGGGCCAUCAAUGCCUGAAUCUAAGCAACCAGUGCCGGAAUAUAGGGCACCUGAAUCUGGUCACAGACAACCUGUCUACAAUAAUGGGUCACUAGCUUCUGGAUAUACGGGACCUGACCCUGGUUACAAACAACCUAUCCACAAUAACGGGUCAUCAGUGCCUGAAUCUAAGCAGUCAGUGCCUGAAUAUAAAGAAUUUCAACCAAAUCACACGACGUCUAAUUCUUAUGAUGAAAAACCAAAACCCGAUCACAAACCAAGUAAACUUAAUGAUCCAACAAUACAAGAUUUCAGUAAAUUCAUUGAUGAUUCAUUGCCUGGAGUACUAACUUCAAAUAUGUUUAAUCCAAAAAAAUUGGUCGUAAUUUCCCAUAAAAAACAUAAAAUAUAUGUUUAUCAAACUGACCGAGAUGAUGAUGACGAUGAAGAUGACGAUGAGGAUAAUUCAGGCUACAUCGAUCUACAUUACUCGAUACCUAAAAGAGGGACCAUAACAUUUGAUCCUCGUAAAAUAAAUCCUAAUAAAAUGAUAAUCAUUAACUACAUAAAUAAGAAAAUUCAUGUAAAUACUGUUGAACUGUAGGAGGAAAUUGUUAAAAAUACUUUGUUAUCAACGAAACUUAAUAUUAUCACUUACUUCAUAGAUAAAUAAAAAUUAUUAAUGAAUAGUAAUGUGUUGCUCAUAAUGUAUGUUAAUAGCGCAUGCGUACAUUCUAAUAACAAACUUGUCAUCUGAUGUCGUAGUAUGUCUUAGUACGUCAUGAAUUCAAUAAACUGAUAAAAAUAAUAUUAA
This is a messenger RNA of Microplitis demolitor, 4050 nucleotides long. RefSeq lists its product as uncharacterized. The record is from RefSeq and is a predicted model, not a curated record. The coding region runs from base 226 to 3840 and encodes 1204 amino acids. Gene Ontology annotation, biological process: proteolysis. The transcript is spliced from 11 exons. Lineage: Eukaryota; Metazoa; Arthropoda; Insecta; Hymenoptera; Braconidae. Gene Ontology annotation, molecular function: metalloendopeptidase activity.